AUGAGAUUCUCUAUUCCUGUGUUGACGCUUACCGCGACGGUGACUGGCGUGCAAGCCUAUCAGCAACAACUCGACAUUCCGGGUUCCGCAUUCACCUCAUGGCAGCUUCCUACUGCCGUAUCAGGGCCAUGUGACGUCUCCAUUGGACCGGACAACUUUGUAUACGUGCAAGAGUUCUUUGCCAACAAGAUCGCGCGAUUCAACCAAAACACCGGUGAAUUUACGGAGUAUGACAUUCCAUUCACAGUGCCAGGUUUAGACAACUUCACCCUACCGCUACCCGGUCACGCAAAAUUCGAGCUUCUGUCGUGCGCCAUCCGCACUGGCUAUGAUGGAUACAUGUACUUCAGCAACGGCGCUCAUAACCAGCUCGUGCGUCACGAUGUUCGCAGUGGCGAGACAGUCGUCUUUACUCCUCCUCCAUCGCUUUUGAGCAUCCUGGGAAAUCUUCAACCUUUAAAUGACUUGACUGCUGCUCCGGAUGGUAUCUACUUCACCCAGACCACUGGCAACCAGGUCACGAAAUUCGAUUACGAGACACAUGAAUUCACUUCUUGGACUGUACCUACGCUCCUCUCAAUCCCUCUUGGCAUCUAUUACUCCCAACACGAUGAUGGCAUCUGGUUCCUAGAGUUCGGCGCUUCAAAAGUUGGUCGCUUGGAUCGUCAUACUCACGAGAUCGAGGAGUUCGACUUGCCCUUGGACGCUUUACAACCUUUAGUCGUACGCGCCGAGACUACGAAUGAAGAUGGCAGCACGACUCUCUGGUUUGCAUGCACGACUUCCUCCACGAUAAGUGGUAUCAACACGCGCACCGGCGGUGUGACUAUAUAUCAUGAACCCAACGCGCCUACAGAGACCGUCGAGGUAGCUCAAGAUCUGAAGGGGAAUGUGUGGGCAACGCACAUUUUGCAGAACACCCUGGGUGUGCUCAAUCCAAAGACGGGCAAUGUUAGUGUUGUCAUUGAACCCAGUGUCAUUCUUGACACUCCAGGAAUCACAGUUCCAUUCUAUGGCGAGAGUGGCAUCUUCGGCUACGCUGUCGGCCAGCCACCAGGUCAAGGACAGAAGGAUAUUCUCGGCGACUCGAUCUGGUACACGCAUUUCUUGACGAACCAACUGAUCAGGCUGGACCUGACAGAUGUGGAAAUUCCUUGA
This is a messenger RNA of Aureobasidium uvarum, 1158 nucleotides long. The record is from the annotation of a GenBank genome assembly. NCBI's taxonomy places the organism in Eukaryota, Fungi, Ascomycota, Dothideomycetes, Dothideales, Saccotheciaceae.